GGUGUUGGGGCGUCUGCGGGGGCUGGCUGGCUGUCCCCCGGAGCGUCUGUCUGUCCAUCAGGGCGUGUGUCUCUCAGUCCAUCCGGCUGUCCUUCGGGGUGUCCAUCUGUCCAUCCAGGUGUCUGUGUGUCUCUCGAGGUGUCCUUCAGGGUGUCUACCUGUCUGUCGCAGGGUCCAGCCGUCUCCCACCCCACUGGCCAUCACCUCCCUGAUGCCAUGUACACCGCGCUCCCCAAAAGUGGUUCCCCCUUCAGCCCUGCUGCCACCCUCCCGGGGCUGCACAUCUGGCGAGUGGAGAAGCUGAAGCCAGUGGAGGUCCCCAAGUCAAUGUGGGGUGUCUUCUUCUCGGCCUACCUGGUGCUGCACAACGGGCCGGAGGAGCAAGCCCACCUCCACCUCUGGAUAGGCCGGGAUUCCUCGCGGGAUGAGCAGGGUGCCUGCGCCCUCCUUUCCACCCAGCUGAAUGCGCUGCUGGGUGACCACCCCGUGACACACCGUGAGGUACAGGGCAACGAGUCCGACAUCUUCAUGGAGUACUUCCCCCACGGUGUCACCUACCAGGAGGGCGGUGUGGACUCGGCGUUCAAGUCCACCAACACCGGUGCCAGCCCCACGUACAAGCUCUACCAGGUGAAGGGCAAGAAGAACAUCCGGGCGAGUGAGCGGGACCUGAGCUGGGCCAGCUUCAACACCGGUGACUGCUUCAUCCUUGACCUGGGCAAGACCCUCUUUGUCUGGUGUGGGGCCAAGUGCAACAUGCUGGAGCGCAGCCGGGCGCAGGAGCUGGCCGCAGCCAUCAGGGACGGUGAGCGGGGUGGCAAGGCUCGCCUGGAGAUCGUGGUGGACAGCGAGGAGCCACCUGAGAUGCUCAAAGUGCUGGGCCCCAAGCCCACCCUGCAGGAGGGCAGCCCCGAGGAGGAUGUUGUGGCCGAUCAGAGAAACGCAAGGGCAGCCAUCCUCUACAAGGUGUCAGAUGCGACAGGGCACAUGGACCUGAGCCAGGUGGCCACCAGCAGCCCCUUCAGCCAGAGCCUGCUCUGCCCUGACGACUGCUUCGUGCUGGACAAUGGCGCUGGUGGGAAGGUCUACGUCUGGAAAGGGCGCAAGGCUAACGAGCAGGAGCGCCAGGCAGCCCUGAAAGUGGCCGAGGAGGUCAUCACCCGCAUGGGCCACUCGCCCCAGACACAGGUGGGUGCAGGUGGCCGGGGUGCCCAGGGGCUGGCACAGGCAAUGUCACCCAUCCUGGUCCCCAUCCCCUUCCUGUGCCUGUCCUGGCAGGUGGAGAUCCUGCCCCAGGGCCGCGAGACGACCCUCUUCAAGCAGUUCUUCACCAGCUGGAAGUGAGGGAGCAGGUGCCCACGGGGCCAGGGCCAGGCCCAGGGUGUCACCGGGCUUGUACUGGCUGUGCCAGCCCCCUGCCAACACUUGUGCCCUGCUCCACUGUCCCCGUGACCAUGCCAUCCCCACGCUGUGACAUCCCUGUGCCUGCCCGUCCCCAUGCCAUCCUCAAGGCCAUGCCAACCCCACACCAUUCCCAUGCCACCCCUCUGCCUUUCUCCACCCCAUGCCAAUGUCAUACCCAUCCCUUUGCCAUCUCCAUUCCCAUGCUCAUGCCACCCCCAAGCCCACACCAUCCCCAUUCCUGUGCCAUCCCCGAGCCAUCGCUAUCCCCGUGCCUUUGCCCACCCCAUGCCCCUUUCAGUCCCAUCCCGUCAUCCUCAUGUCCAUGCCAUCCUGAACUCCAUCCCCUUGACUGUACCAUCCCCAUCCCAGUGCCAUCCCGUGCCUUUGCCCACCCCAUGCCUGUUUCAUUCCCAUCUCCAUGCCAUCCCCAAGCCCCUGCCAUGCCCACACUGUGCCCACACAACUCUCCUCACCCUCACUGCUGCACCUCUGCUAUCUCCAUGCCCUCACCACCUUUCUGCUCAUGCCCACCCUAUGCCAUCUCCAUGCCCACCCCAUCCCAUGCCACCCCUGUGCCCCAUCAUCUCCACGCCCAUCCCAUGCCCACGCAUUCCCCCAUCCUGUGCCCAGGCCCUGGUGAAUAACAGGAUGAUGCCAAGUCCUGCCUCUCACUGCUCUGGGUGUGGUGCCAGCCCUGGGGACAGGGGGACGCAGCAGGAGGACACAGGUGGGGCAGGGCUAUGGCAGCAUGGGGGCCAUGGUAGUAGCAGGAAGAUGUCCCCACCACCCUGGCGAGAUGCCACCCCACAUGGCAUCCUGCAGGUGUCACAAGUGCACCAGGCCUCUGCCCCACGGGGUGAGGCACACUGCCCUACUAUGUCCCCACAGGCUGGCAGCACCCCUGGGCGCUGAGGUGACCAGAGAGCCCUGGUCCUUGUGUGAGCACCCACCUCCAGCACGGCUGGGAGAUGCCCCAUGGCACUCCCCUGGCUGCCAGCCCUGGGUCUGCAGCAUCUCCAUGUCCCCGGUGUCUCUAGGACCCCAGUGUCCUCACAUCCCCAAGUCCCUCACGUCCCCAAAUCCAGUGUCCCUGCAUCCCCAAGGACCCCUCAUCCUGGUGUCCCUGCAGCCUCCAUGUCCACGUACCCCCAAGUGUCCCCACCCCAGGUUAUCUCCACAGUCCCCAACAUCCCCAGUGUCCCCAAACCCAUCCUGCAGCCCCUCUAGACCCCCAGGGCCACCCAGACCCAGGACCCCGGCCCUGCCAGCUCAUUUCUGCCAGCUGCUGCCUCCAGCUGUUUUUCUGACUGACCCUCUCUUCCUCAUUAGACUCAAAUAAUCAGCACUGGGGCUAAUUAUUUAUCUAAUUAUCCCUGCCUUCGCAUCCUGCUCUGGAGCAUGAACCCGGGCACGAUGACCUGUUGUACAAACACAUGGUGAUUCCCACACGCGGCUCAGCUUCACCUUAUUAAAAGCCACCUUGUUA
Messenger RNA from Calidris pugnax (ruff), 2890 nucleotides. It is a transcript of the gene CAPG, whose product is annotated as capping protein (actin filament), gelsolin-like. Lineage: Eukaryota; Metazoa; Chordata; Aves; Charadriiformes; Scolopacidae. The record is from RefSeq and is a predicted model, not a curated record. Gene Ontology annotation, molecular function: phosphatidylinositol-4,5-bisphosphate binding; actin filament binding. Gene Ontology annotation, biological process: actin filament severing; barbed-end actin filament capping; actin polymerization or depolymerization. Gene Ontology annotation, cellular component: actin cytoskeleton; cytoplasm. The transcript has 9 exons. The coding region runs from base 217 to 1344 and encodes 375 amino acids.